Molecule: messenger RNA, 1691 nt
Organism: Brassica oleracea var. oleracea
Lineage: Eukaryota; Viridiplantae; Streptophyta; Magnoliopsida; Brassicales; Brassicaceae
Product: cytochrome P450 89A9
Exons: 2
Coding region: 101-1612 (503 amino acids)
Cellular component (GO): membrane
Molecular function (GO): heme binding; oxidoreductase activity, acting on paired donors, with incorporation or reduction of molecular oxygen, NAD(P)H as one donor, and incorporation of one atom of oxygen; iron ion binding
Source: RefSeq, a predicted model, not a curated record
AUCUCUAUGCAUAUUUUGUUCCAUACAUUUUAUUCUUCUAAGUUAUAAAAGUAGUAACUCCCUUUCCCUUCUUUAAUCUCCACUUUGAACGCAAGCAACAAUGGAGAUCAUCACAAUCAUCUUCCUCACCAUCAUCUCUCUCAUCUUCAUCAAACUCAUCUUCUUCUCCCCUCCCCACAAACUCCCACCAGGCCCACCUCGUUUCCCGGUGAUCGGAAACAUAAUCUGGCUCAAGAAAAACAGCUUCUCAGACUUCCAAGGCGUCCUCCGCGACUUAUCCUCCCGUCACGGACCAAUCAUAACCCUCCACGUAGGCUCAAAGCCUUCAAUAUGGGUCACCGACAGGUCCCUCGCCCACGAAGCCCUCGUCCAAAACGGCGCCGUUUUCUCCGACCGCCCUCUCGCUCUCCCGACCACCAGAGUCAUCACGAGCAACCAGCACGACAUACACUCCUCCGUCUACGGCUCUCUCUGGAGAACCCUCCGCCGGAACCUCACGUCAGAAAUCCUCCAGCCGGCCCGCGUUAAGGCCCAUGGGCCGUCGAGGAAAUGGGCUUUGGAGAUUCUCGUCGAUCUCUUCGAAACGGAGCAGAGAGAGAAAGGCUUCGUCUCGGAGGCGUUGGAUCAUCUCCGACACGCGAUGUUCUGUCUGCUUGCUCUGAUGUGUUUCGGGGAGAAACUUAAAAGAGAAGAGAUCAAAGAGAUCGAAGAGGCUCAGUACCAGAUGCUCAUAAGCUACACCAAGUUCAGCGUCCUCAACAUCUUCCCGAGUGUCACCAAGUUCUUGCUCCGGCGAAAGUGGAAAGAGUAUCUAGAACUCCGGAAGUCUCAGGAGAGCGUCUUGCUCAAAUUCGUGAACGCUAGGGGGAGAGAAACCUCCGGAGAUGUUCUCUGCUACGUCGACACGCUGUUGAAUCUCGAGAUUCCGACGGAGGAAGACGAAGGGAAGAGGAGGAAGCUGAGCGACUCGGAGAUAGUGAGCCUCUGCUCGGAGUUUCUAAACGCGGCGACGGAUCCUACCGCGACGGCCAUGCAGUGGAUCUUGGCGAUCAUGGUGAAGUAUCCGGAGAUACAGAGGAAGGUGUACGAGGAGAUGAAGAGUGUUUUGGAAGAAGGGGAAGAGAUCAGAGAAGAGGAUUUGGGGAAGCUGAGUUAUCUCAAAGCUGUGAUCUUGGAGAGUUUGAGAAGACACCCUCCUGGUCAUUACUUGUCUUACCAUAAGGUUACUAACGACACCGUUUUGGGUGGUUUCCUCGUUCCGCGCCAAGGUACUAUAAACUUCAUGGUAGGAGAAAUGGGCCGUGACCCGAAGAUAUGGGAGGAUCCUUUAACGUUCAAGCCAGAACGUUUUCUAGAGAACGGGGAAGCGCAUGGGUUCGAUAUGACCGGAACUCGUGAGAUCAAGAUGAUGCCGUUUGGAGCCGGACGAAGGAUGUGUCCGGGUUACGGUCUUUCACUACUUCACCUUGAAUACUAUGUGGCCAAUUUGGUUUGGAAGUUUGAGUGGAAAUGCGUAGAAGGUGAAGAGGUUGAUCUCUCUGAGAAGCAACAGUUCAUCACAAUGGUCAUGAAAACCCCUUUCAAGGCAAAUAUGUAUUCAAGGAAAAAGUGAUGUUGCUUUGACUUGAUGGCAAUAUGUAUGUAAAAUAUAUAUAUGUUUUUAUUAUAGUCAAACAUUUUAUUUUGAAAUA